This is a messenger RNA of Paramecium primaurelia, 546 nucleotides long. NCBI's taxonomy places the organism in Eukaryota, Ciliophora, Oligohymenophorea, Peniculida, Parameciidae. The record is from the annotation of a GenBank genome assembly.
AUGAAUAUAAUAAAUAAAGCUACAUUUGGAGGUGGGUGCUUUUGGUGUAUUGAAGCUAUCUACAGAAGAAUUUAAGGAGUAACUGAAGUAUACUCUGGAUAUAGUGGAGGUGUAUAAAAAAAUACUGCUAAUUAUAAAGAUGUAUGUAAAGGGAAUACUGGUCAUGCUGAAGUUGUUCAAGUUAUUUUCGAUUAAAAUAAAGUGGAUUAUAAGGAUUUAAUUUAUAUUUUUUUUGCUUCACAUGAUCCUACAACUUUAAAUAGAUAAGGUGAUGAUGAAGGUGAACAAUAUCGUUCAGUUAUUUUUUAUCAUAGUGAAUAAUAAAAGGCAAUAGUUGAGGAUGUUAUAAAGGAAUUAUAAAAAGAAUAUAAGAACCCUAUUGUGACUUAGAUAGUUUAAUUUUAGGAAUUUUACAAAGCUGAAGAUUAUCAUUAAGGAUAUUAUGAUAGCAACUAAAAUGAAGGUUAUUGUAGAGUAGUAAUAUCUCCUAAGAUUGAAAAGAUCAUCAAGAAAUAUAAGACUUAACUUAAACCAGAAUAUUAAUGA